Molecule: messenger RNA, 1623 nt
Organism: Bursaphelenchus xylophilus (pine wood nematode)
Lineage: Eukaryota; Metazoa; Nematoda; Chromadorea; Rhabditida; Aphelenchoididae
Source: the annotation of a GenBank genome assembly
AUGUUGGUUCUCUUUGAUACCCCCGCUGGUUACGCUAUCUUCAAGGUUUUGGACGAAUCCAAGCUGAAGAAAGAGGAAAAAGUAUUUGACUACUUUGCCGAUGCCGAUUCCAUCUUGGAAAAGUACGGUUUCUUUUUAUUUAGUUAUUGUUGAAAUUUAGACUUCAACUGGUUUCCUUCAAGAAGUUCAAAGAUGUGAAUGAAGCCUUGAAGGCAUCUACUUCUGUAGCGGAUGAAAGCAAAAUUGGAAAAACUUUGAAGAAACUGAUUCAGAAGGCUGUUGCUGAAGGAGACGAAUUGGCUGUGGGAGAUUCGAAGAUUGGAUCCCUGUUGAAGGUUAGUUUUACAAUUUAGAUCAUUUUCUUGCUUUUUCUUUACUUAUUCAUUUCAUUAUUUUUAGGAGAACCUCGAGGUUUCUUGUGUCCACAACAAAGUCACUGACGAACUCUUUAGAGCUAUUCGUGCCAACAUCGAUCAUCUUUUGGCCGAGCACAAAACCGAAGUAGAUGCCAUGAGACUUGCACUCGCCCAUUCUCUUGGUCGUUAUCGUGUCAAGUUCAACCCCGAAAAGAUCGAUACCAUGAUUGUCCAGGCGGUUUCUCUUUUAGACGAUCUGGAUAAAGAGUUGAACAACUAUGUCAUGAGAUGCCGAGAAUGGUAUGGAUGGCAUUUCCCCGAGUUGGGAAAACUUGUCCAGGAUCAUUUGGCAUUUGCCAAAGUUGUUAAGGCUAUGGGUAUGAAACAGAAUGCUAACGAUACUGACUUCUCAACUAUUCUACCCGAUGAAUUGGCGGAAAAAUUGAGACAGGAAGCCGAGAUCAGUAUGGGAACUGAGAUCUCUGAAAUCGAUUUGAUCCACAUUUCACAACUUUGUGACCAGAUCAUCGACCUCACUGAAUACAGAUCUCAGCUUCAUGAUUAUCUUAAGAACAGAAUGGGUGCUUUGGCUCCAAAUCUUACUGUAUUGUUGGGAGAAUUGAUCGGCGCGAGAUUAAUCUCUAGAGCUGGUAAGUCAUUAAUUUACGCGGAUUUUAUUAAUCAAAGUGGAUCAUUUAUGAACGGUUUUGUUUAGGAACCUUGGUGAACUUGGCCAAAUAUCCAGCAUCCACUGUCCAGAUCCUCGGAGCAGAGAAAGCCUUGUUCAGAGCUUUGAAAACAAAGGCCAAGACCCCCAAAUAUGGUAUUAUCUAUCAUGCUCAGUUGAUUGGACAAGCGCCGACUGAACUGAAAGGAAAGGUAAGGAUUGUUUGUUGGUAGUAUGUAUGUUCUUUAUUAUUUGUAACGGUUUUAUUUUUAGUUCGCCCGUAAAUUGGCGGCGAAAGUAUCUCUGGCCACCAGAGUGGACGCCCUUUGUGACGACACCGUUGGAAAUGAAGUCGGAGUCGAGUCAAGGACCUACCUCGAGGCUGCAUUGGAUGCCGAAUCAAAGCGUCAGACCACCAAGAAGGUGAACGCCACUUUCAGUGGAGCCGGUUACAAGGACAAAUAUGCCUUCAAGAGUAAUGUCCGUUCAUACGAUGCCGGGGCCGACUCGAAUGUCGCAAAGAAAAGAAAAUGGCAAAGCGAUGGAGACACUCCCACGAAUCCCCGAAAGGUUAAGAAGGAAGAGCAGGAUGAAGAGUAA